Molecule: messenger RNA, 4008 nt
Organism: Menidia menidia (Atlantic silverside)
Lineage: Eukaryota; Metazoa; Chordata; Actinopteri; Atheriniformes; Atherinopsidae
Source: the annotation of a GenBank genome assembly
AUGGCUGUGGCAAAUAUGGUGUUCUCUGACGUGGAAAGUUUUCUGGACUCGCACCCCGACCUGUUCGAGGACUACCUGAACAGAAAGGGGAAUUAUAGCAUGGUGGAGAAAUGGCUCAAGAAUCACCAGGCGCGCAAGAGUCAGGCGGCCGCGGCUCCCGCCGCCGAGCCCUGCAGGGAGGAGAAGAGCCCCCCGUGCAAGGACAGCUGGGCCAGCAAAUGCGACGGUCUGCAGCGGAGAGCGUCUCAGAAGGAGCUGCGCAAAACUUUCGCCCGAUCCAAGGCCAUCAACAUCAACAGGACAUACGACGAACAUGUGAACACCAGAGCGCAGGAGCCGCUGACGAGCAUGAGGAGGAGAGCUCUGCUCAGGAAAGCCAGCUCUCUGCCCCCGACCACGGCGCACAUCCUGAGCGCACUGCUGGAGUCCAGAGUCAACAUCCCCCAGUACCCGUCCACGGCCGUGGAUUUUAAGUAUUACCUCAAGGAACACAACGAAAGAGAGUUUUUCCUGGAGCUCGUAAAAGACAUAUCGAACGACCUGGAUCUAACGAGUCUCAGCUACAAAAUCCUGGUGUUUGUUUGCAUUAUGGUGGACGCAGACCGCUGCUCCCUGUUUUUGGUGGAGGGAACCGGCAACAAGAAAACAUUGGUGUCCAAAUUUUUUGACGUGCACGCCGGCACCACCGUUUUGCCCUCAAUGAACUCAGAUGAAGUUCAGGUGCCGUGGGGGAAAGGAAUCAUUGGCUACGUGGCUGAGCACGGAGAGACGGUGAACAUUCCUGACGCCUAUCAGGAUCGGCGCUUCAGUGAUGAAAUUGACAAGCUGACAGGAUACAAAACCAAGUCACUCUUGUGCAUGCCCAUCCGCAACAGUGAUGGUGAGAUCAUCGGAGUUGCUCAGGCCAUCAACAAGACCUUAAGUGGAGAGCUUUUCACUGAGGAUGACGAGAAGGUCCUGCAGAUGUAUCUGCCCUUUUGUGGAAUUGCCAUCUCCAAUGCUCAACUCUUUGCCGCCUCAAGGAAGGAGUACGACAGGAGUCGGGCACUCCUGGAGGUAGUAAACGACCUGUUUGAGGAACAGACUGACCUGGAGAAAAUUGUCAGGAAGAUCAUGCACCGUGCCCAGACACUGCUUAAGUGCGAGCGUUGCUCUGUUCAAUUGCUGGAGGACAUUGAGUCACCGGUGGUCAAGUUCACAAAGUCUUUUGAGCUCCUGUCCCCAAAGUGCAGUGCCGACACCGAAAACAGUUUCAAAGACAGUAUGGAGAAAUCGUCUUACUCCGACUGGCUGAUCAACAACAGCAUCGCAGAGCUGGUGGCGUCCACCGGACUCCCCGUCAACAUUAGCGACGCCUAUCAGGAUCCUCGCUUUGAUGCUGAGGCUGAUCAGUUCUCUGACUUCCAUAUCAGAUCUGUGCUUUGUGUCCCUAUAUGGAACAGCAACCACCAAAUCAUUGGUGUCGCUCAAGUGCUCAACAGACUGGAUGGAAAGCCAUUUGAUGAUGCAGACCAGCGCCUGUUUGAGGCAUUUGUGAUUUUCUGUGGGCUGGGGAUAAACAACACCAUCAUGUACGACCAGGUGAAGAAGUCUUGGGCCAAGCAGUCCGUUGCUUUGGAUGUUCUGUCUUACCAUGCCACUUGCUCCAAGACGGAAGUCGACAAAUUCAAAGCUGCUAACAUCCCUCUGGUCUGUGAGCUGGGCAUUGAUAAGCUCUCCUUUGAUGAUUUUUCCCUGGACGUCGACGCCAUGAUAACUGCUGCUCUGAGAAUGUUCAUGGAGUUAGGAAUGGUGCAGAAAUUUAAGAUUGACUAUGAGACACUAUGCAGAUGGCUGCUGACUGUCAGAAAGAACUACAGAAUGGUUCUCUACCACAACUGGAGACAUGCGUUCAACGUUUGCCAGUGCAUGUUUGCCAUGCUAACGACGGCUGGUUUCCAGGAGAUGCUGACAGAGGUGGAGAUCUUAGCACUUAUCGUGGGCUGUGUGUGCCACGACUUGGACCACAGGGGCACCAACAACGCUUUUCAGGCCAAGACUGGUUCAGCUUUGGCUCUGCUUUAUGGGACCUCUGCUACGCUGGAACACCACCACUUCAACCAUGCUGUUAUGAUCCUGCAGAGUGAGGGCCACAACAUCUUCUCCAACCUCUCAUCGACAGAGUACAGCGACCUCAUGCAGUUGUUGAAACAGUCGAUUCUGGCCACAGACCUCACGCUUUACUUUGAGAACAGAAACAUGUUCUUCGAGCUCGUCAGCAAAGAAGAGUACAACUGGAACGUGAAGGCUCACAGGGACAUGUGCCGAUCCAUGAUGAUGACAGCAUGUGAUCUGGGAGCUGUCACAAAGCCGUGGGAAAUAUCACGCAAGGUCGCAGAGUUGGUAACCAGUGAGUUCUUUGAGCAGGGCGACAGAGAGAGGCUGGAGCUGAAGCUAACGCCCUCUGCCAUCUUUGACCGAAACAGGAAGGACGAGUUGCCGGGGCUUCAGCUGGAGUGGAUUGAUGGGAUCUGUGCGCCGUUGUAUGAGACACUGGUCAAGUUGAAUCCCAAACUUGACCCGAUGCUUGACAUGAUCAGAGCGAACAGGGCCAAAUGGGAGGAGCUGAACAGGCAGAGACAGAGUGGUCAGAGCUCCUCUGACCCCGCCGGCCCCUGUAGCCCCGACAGCCCCCCCGAAACCAGCGGCCUCACGGCGGCCAAAACUGUCAGCACGCCCUGCUGCAACGCAGACGCCGAGGGCCCGCCGCUCAAGGCGGCCAGUUAGCUUUUGUCCAGCAGCCGGUGUCUUGAGUUUUUUCUCCCAAAUGCAACCUGCAGCAAGGCAGCGCGCUGCAUGCAGAGGUUCUCUGGCUCUGCUCCUCUUCGCUUCUGCUACCAGAGUGGAGCUUUAGACUUGGGCGUGGCGCUCUCAUAGAGGUUUUUCUGCUCCCUUCAGACUCCCCCGUGCUGAAGGAUAGCAGAGCCGUGUGUCCGGCAAGCUUGUUGGAACACUUACAAAUCAGCUGUGGACACCGUGUCAGAAAGGGAAAUGACCACUGUGUCAACGUGUCAACUAACACCGUCUAUUCUGGGUAAUGCACAUAUUUUUCGGACAUAAGACACAGAGUGUAAUCUUUAUUUUCUGCUGUGGUUUGUUUCGCUCUUGGUAUCUCCUUGUUGUUACAACUUUGUCUGUGGGUUAACAGACAUUUUUUUGUAAAUCUGUAAAUAUGCUAUUGAGUUAUUUACAAGUGCUGUUUAAAACCUGUAUGCAUUGAUUGGGUUGUAGUGUGAAGUUCUGAGCUGGUGCAGGGGCAGCAGGACCUGUGACAGUGCUUGCAAUGCAAAUUGAAUUCUCCGCUCCCUCCCUUCCUGUGCCUUGUUUUAAGAUCCUAAUGAAAAAUGCAUGGCCUCUUUGCUGAGGUUCUUAUACAGUAUGGAAAUCCAUGUAGAUCCAUACUGAAUUUCUGCCAUAAUUUGUAAAACCAAUGACUGCGGUUAUUUCUUGUUAGCCCUUGUUAGCUACAAAAAAAACAUAAUUUACAUAUAAAGAUAUAUUUCACCCAGUUUUAUAAAUGCAGGGUCUCACUUCUAUCCUUCUUCUUCCUCUCCUUGUCUCUCUCUGUCUCUCUCUCUCUCUUUCUAUCUCUCUCUCUCUCACACACACACAAUGUGCCUUUAGAAGUUGUUCUGAUACAAAAAUAAUUUCUCCGCUGUACUGAUUUAUUACUGACAGCUGUAAGCUGGAAAAAAUUGUCACAUUUUAUUUACAAAGCAGCAGUUAAAAAAAUGAAUAGCCACACUUUCACCCAUGAAGGAAGGUCCAUGCCACUGCUAUGAUUAUCUGGUAAAUAUCGGGCUACAAUCGGGCUAAAAGUUAAAAAUAUAAAAGAGAGAUGUCAAUUAGCCGGACUCUGACCAAAGGUGACACAAACCUACAUUAGCGAUGCGUUCAAUAAAAUAAAAAAACAACCUUGCACACAAUAGAUGUGGACAAUGAAAACAAUUCUCAGCAGAUAUUCCAGCA